CACUAUCUGAACACAAGUCACAAAAACAUGACCAACGCCGGUGUUAUCUGUUUGAUUUUAUGUUAAUUCAAACACAAAAUAGUUCAUAUUCAGUGAAACAAAAGUCUAUGAACUACAUUUACGUUUCAUUUAAGUGCUAACACGAUGAAAACGCGAGCUAAAACACGUUUAGGUGCUAACACAGUGAAAGGGGAUGAUAAACCAGCGCCGAAGGCGAAGACUACAAAGCCGAAGGGGUCGCGGCUGCACCUUCUACUGCAACCUGAAGAGGAGCCUUUGAUAGUCUCUAAGGUAAUUAGACAGUAUACCAGAAAGAAAAAAGUGGAAUCUGCUGAUUCGGUAAAUAAACUUGCUGGUACAAACAGUAUAAAUGUUGCUGCCGCAUUAUCACAUCAAAAUAAUUCCAUAUUAUUAUUCAAUAAUCAUGUUAAAAUUAAACAAGAAAUCAUGGAGAGUUUUCAUGACAUUGAAAUCAUGGAUGUUGAUGUUGAAAUAGAAAAUCAUAUUAAAACAGAAAAAAAGUCUGAAUCACAGAAUAAAGUUGGAGCAGGGGAGAAUUAUGUUAUAAUUAAAGAAGAAAAUAUAGUUCCCAAUGCAAGUUAUAAUUCAGACCAAAAUUGUGAAUAUGGUAAAACAAAUAAUCACGUGGAAAUUAAAGAAAAUGUAGCUGGACACAAAGGCACUUUAACUGACAAUAAUUUACACCAAAUUAAUACAAACAAAAAAAGAGACACUGUUCAAAUUAAAGAAGAAAGUAUAGAUACUCUCUUAGAUGAAAGUGUCAUGAAUAAUGAUGCCUCCAUGAAUUCCAAUCUAAGUGAAAUCAUGCUAGAAACUCCAAAAAUCACUAUUAAAAUAGAACCAGAGGAUGAUUCACAAUAUAUGAACUCAGAACAGAAACAUAUAGACGGGUUUCCCAGAGAUUGUGCGCAAUCUGAAGAGGACAUAGCUGUGGAAGUAAAGCCAAAGGUUGAAAAAAUAAAUUGCAAUAAUGUAAAUGGCAAAAUGGACUCAAGGUAUAGUGAAAAUGAGGAUGUGGAGGGCCAGAACUAUGAAGAACUUGCUCCCAUCCUUAAACUGCAGCAGACAUUGAAUGUUGCGAAUGUUCAAGCUCCACAAAAAAAAAUACUGAUCACGGAAGAAAUUCAUAUUAAAGAAGAGGCAAUUAGUGACACUGAGGAUUGUGUUGAGGUAAAAGAUAAGACUUCAGUAACUACUAGCAGCAUUCAAGUAAAAGAUAAGACUCCAGUAACUACUAGCAGCAUUAAAGUAAAACAUAACACUCCAGUAACUACUAGCAGCAUUCAAGUAAAAGAUAAGACUCCAAAAACUGCUGGCAGCAAUGAAUUAAAAGAUAAGACUCCAGUAACUACUAGCAGCAUUAAUGUAAAACAUAAGGCUCCAGUAACUACUAGGAGCAUUGAAGUAAGACAUAACACUCCUAUAACUGCUAGCAGCAUUCAAGUAAAAGAUAAGACUCCUAUAACUGCUAGCAGCAUUGAAUUAAAAGAUAAGACUCCAAUAACUACUAGCAGCAUUGAAUUAAAAGAUAAGACUGCAGUAACUUCUAGCAGCAUUCAAGCAAAUGAUAAGACUUCAAUAAGUGCUAGCAGCAUUGAUUUAAAAGAUAAGACUCCAGUAACUACUAGCAGCAUUGAAGUAAAACAUAAGACUCCAGUAACUACUAGCAGCAUGGAAUUAAAAUAUAAGACUCCAGUAGCUACUAGCAGCAUUGAAGUAAAACAUAAGACUCCAGUAACUACUAGCAGCAUUGAAGUAAAAGAUAAGACUCCAGAAGCUACUAGCAGCAUUGAAGUAAAAGAUAAUUCUCCUGUGGUAAUAAAGAAAAACCCUCUACCGGAAAAUAUAAAAAUAAGAAGAAUUAUGAAUAUGCCUAAAAUUCUGAAAACAUAUGGGAGGAAACAACCAGAUCCAGUUGCAAUGAAGAAAUGUUUUCUUCUUGCUGUUAGCACUCCACCAGCAAAGAUCCUGAAAAUCGUCUCCCAGAAACUGCCGAAGAUCAAAUCCAAUCCAAAAUUUAUUUGUGACAUGUGCCGAAGUAACUUCAGGAGCAAGGUCAGCAUGAGCGCCCACAUGCGGUUCACGCACGGCGUGGUCAUGAAGCACUCGUGCGAGGUGUGCUCCGCUAGCUUCCCGCACCACUACCUCAUGCUCGCGCACUGGCGCGCGCACGCCGGCCCGCCUCUUGUGUGCGACCUGUGCCCCAAGUCCUUCCGGUCCAAAGACAAAUACGGAGAACAUUUGAAUACCCACCUCCGCGAGCGACUCUACCCUUGCCCCGUGUGUCUCCAACGAUACCCGGUGCUAUUGCAUUUACACAGGCACGCCGAAAAGCAUACGCAGGAAGAUACCCUCUCUUGCAAUAUUUGUAAGGAGAGCUACCGCUCUCUUAUUGAUUUGAGGCGGCAUUCUGAACGCGAUCAUGGGGAAAAAGAAGAAUUCCCAUGCUAUGUUUGCAGUCGGAUUCUUUCAUCUAGUGCUGACUUUCUUACUCAUGUGAGAACGCAUGAUAACGCGCUCCAUGCGUGCGCUUUCUGUCCCAGAAAAUUCACCGACGCGCAAAAAUGGGAGGAGCACUCCGCUGAACAUAUUGAGAAGAUAGGUAGAGGAGAGUCCGUCGAAAAACCCUAUAGCUGCGAAUACUGUAAAAAAUCCUUUGAAUACCAAAGCGUACUGAAAACACAUAUUAGAAUGCAUACUGGGGAACGACCAUAUGAGUGUCCGGAGUGUAAAAAAAAGUUGAAGACGCAAAGUGCAUUAACGGAGCAUGUUAACGGGCAUAAACGGCCUUAUCCAUGUCCAGAGUGUAAGCAACGGUUUGGUAAGCGGAACUCUCUGUCGAGGCACAUGUUGCUACACACCGGGGAGCGUCCGCACAGCUGUACGGGUUGCCCGAUGACUUUCGUGCAACGUUCGUCGAUGCUGCAGCACAUGCGGCGGUUUCACGAGCCCGGACUCAAGCGGGCACCGAAAAGUAAGAAAGGUGCGAAAAAAACGAAUAAAAAGAAUGAUUGCUGAAGAGUGAUAAUAUUUAUGAAGAAGAAA
Cydia amplana is the source of this 3066-nucleotide messenger RNA. Its product is annotated as zinc finger protein 184-like. The record is from RefSeq and is a predicted model, not a curated record. Bases 145 to 3039 code for a protein of 964 amino acids. The transcript has 5 exons. Gene Ontology annotation, molecular function: chromatin insulator sequence binding. Gene Ontology annotation, cellular component: chromosome. Lineage: Eukaryota; Metazoa; Arthropoda; Insecta; Lepidoptera; Tortricidae. Gene Ontology annotation, biological process: regulation of transcription by RNA polymerase II.